AUGGCCUUACGUUGGUAUGCCGCCUUAGAGCAAGGUCCCCCGGUGAAUUUUAUACAAUGGUUCUGGAACAAGAGCCUUUUAGUCAAUCAAUUAAGAUGCGCCCAACGUAACCUUGCUAAAAUUUUAACCUUUAAUCUCAAGAACCAUCACCCCAUUGGGACCCUCCUUAUUUGGUACAUCUUUUGUACUUUAUUUCAUUAAUGAAAGGGCUGAGACAAAUGUACUUCGUAUUUCAUCAAACAACAAUAACGUAAGGAAAGAGGCGCUCUUAUGAAAUAAACUAUAAGGGAGCUUACGCCCUUUAAUCCUUUUCUUUUUCAUCUAAUAUUGUAACAACUUUCAUAUUAUUUAAUUUAUGACCAAAGUUGAAACCGGCCAUUUCAAUAUGUCCAAAAGUGAUAAAGGGUCUUUUCUUUUCAAUACUGUACAGGCGCUGCAGAGGAUGCAGAGAAAGAAGUGUGAGAUCAAACAGUUUUUUCGAGGAGUUCCCCAGAGUUCUACUUGGUAAACUCCUGCUGACGGUGUAUUUUUUUCUCUGCCGUGGACUCUAAGCGACGAAUUUCCAGGCACCUUGGUUUGAAUGCAAGCUAGGUAAGCAAGAUUUGUGGGCGCUUACAGGAUGUCUGCUCGAGAGACCUCCAGGCCAGGCUAAUCACGCCCUUUGUUGGACCUGGGACUGUGUAAAAAAUUAUUGUAAUCGUUACAAGAUGAAAUGAAUUUUAAAAAGAUCAUUUUUUUGUUCUAUAUUAUCUCAUUGUUUUAGUAUAUACUAGAACUACUUACAAAGUCUUGAUCCUCUGGAAUAUGUUGUUCGAAAGCGAAAUAGAUGGGAAUGUGACAACAAAAAGUACUCAGAUCGUUCUAAUAUAGCAAUUAGUUCAUACAGGUGAACGAUAAUCGCACAGAGCUGGGAUAAAGCCCGAGACAGACAUUAAAAGGACAAAAAUUAUCCAGGUAAAUAUCAUUCAUUUCAUUAUUCCAGGUAGUGGAAAGACGGGAUAUGACUGCCCUCCAUCCCAUCAUUUCAAGGUGUGUUCGCCCUGGAACGGAAGUGCACUCAGAUGACUGGGCCUCUUACCGACAGAUGGACCGAAGAGUAAACAACGUAAGUGCACGACAAGUAGUGGUCCACCGACUCAACUUCGUGAAUCCAGUCACUGGGGCGCACACCUAA
This is a messenger RNA of Pocillopora meandrina, 1174 nucleotides long. The record is from the annotation of a GenBank genome assembly. Lineage: Eukaryota; Metazoa; Cnidaria; Anthozoa; Scleractinia; Pocilloporidae.